AUGGAUCCAUUGGGUGAUGAUAUGAAACAAUUGGUCAACACUUAUAUGACAACAAAUAACAAAUUUAUUCAAGAUUUACAAAUAUUGACAAACACUUUGCAUAAUAAUGACAAUCAAUUGGUGUUUGCAUUCAGUCAUCAGUUAGACAUCAAUUAUCUCCUCAAGUCUUCACAACAAUCUUUGGAUCUUUUCGGUCAAUAUUUGUCUGAAAAUUUUGAUGAAUUUUGGCAUUUGUUUUACAAACGUCUUAAGCGUCGAAUUGGAUCCCAAGUAUUGGGCAGACGUAAGAUAUGGUUGUGUCUGAAAUUGAAGAAUUUGCCGCAAAGAUUUCACGUCAAAAAAUACGAAGAUUUGAUGACUUUUCCGUUUCAAGUUUUGUCUCUCGAAAGUCUUCAAAUCGUGUCAAUUAGUGAACCGUUGAAGACAGUGAUAGCUACUAAAGUGGUGGCCACUGAUGAACGCAAUUGCGACGAACCGAUUAAAUGGAUUGUCAGACAAUUUAAUGAAACAAAUGAAAAGUUUGAAAAUCAUAGCGAAAGAUAUGUUGAGUCGAUAGGCGACAGAAUAUAUGCCAUUAAAAGGCAAUUUAAGGCUAGAGUUGGAACUAAUGGUGACAGUUGUCUGAAUCCCAUAGAAAUAACUGCCAAUUAUUAUGCAUUCACUUUACCAGAGAUUCACUGUCUUUAUAAUGGAUCUCAUUUGCAAAUACCUGUACUUUUGAAGUCUAAGUCUUCUUCUGGCUAUUUCUUACUAUCUUUUGAUAAGUUUUGUUUCCCAACUGAACAUAAGUUUGGUCUUAACAAUGAAUUUAAGCAAUUUCUCACUCAAUUUCCACAACAAAUCCAACUUUUAUAUGAAGAUCGACAGCAAUCCAACUAUAGUUUUGCGUUAACACUUGCUUUCAUAUUUGCCGACAAUAUAUCACUAAUCGGUUCAUUUUUUCGCCUAAAAUUGGGAUUAUUAUUGAAUCUGUUGUCUCUUAAUGAUUAUUCUAAGAGAAAUUUGUCAUCAGUUCUGGUCAUAUGCAACGACACAUUAAUUAUAAGACGUUUACUCGAGUGGUCGUCUCUAUUCUGUAGACACCAAUUCAUUCAGUCGUUGACAUCAAUGUCAAUGACAGGUAUGUCCCGCACCGGAACAAGUAUUGAAUGGACUGAUUCAGGAACUCUUCAAUUGGGUGCCGAUGGUGUUACGGUUAUUAGCAGUUGCAUUGGACUCAAUGAAUUGCCCGACAAAGCGAAGAUUUCUCUUCUUCAAGCACUUGAAACCAAUGUUAUGGUUGCACGCAAUAGUCAACCAUCGGUCGGACUCGAAGAACUUGAUUUAAAAUCGACAGUUUGGGCCACAAUUGAGAAUAACAUUGAGGAGAGAGAAGUUCAACAAACGCCAAGAACUUUAUACAAAACUCAAAAAAUACUUUGGACUGAAGUCUUUGCAAUGGUUUAUGUCAUCGAAUCAUUGGAUACCGAGUAUUCAUAUCAACCAAACAAUGAAUUCAUUAUCGAUCGCUUUCAAUGGCAACAGACGCUUAACUUAAUGGCAUCAAUUAAGACACAAAUGGGUAAGACUGCCAACGAUUAUCUUCAAAGGUAUUUUGUAGCGAAUCGUCAAAUUCGUGGACCAGUUAUGAAAAAGAUAUCAAUGGAAGCAUUAAUUUGUUUGAGUAAAGCAUCCGCUAAACUGUCUUUUCGUCAAACAGUCACCAAAUUUGAUGCAUUAAUAGCUAUUCUUCUUUACGAAGAAAGUUUGUCCGCGAGAUUCCCUAAUAAUAGGUCUCAACUCGGAGUUGAACCCAUAUUUCACGUUCAAUCAGAAGAUAUGGAACUGGCUAUCGGUCCAAAUUGCGACACAUUUAUGACUGCAUUUGAAGAAAGGUUUUUGCAAUUUACUGCUAAAUUUGCGCCAAAAGAAGAACCAUCACAAAGAGAUCCAUUUGGUGAUAGUGUCGUCAAAGAUGAGUUAAAUUUUGUUAACGAGGAAUAA
This is a messenger RNA of Oppia nitens, 1983 nucleotides long. RefSeq lists its product as uncharacterized. The coding region runs from base 1 to 1983 and encodes 660 amino acids. The record is from RefSeq and is a predicted model, not a curated record. NCBI's taxonomy places the organism in Eukaryota, Metazoa, Arthropoda, Arachnida, Sarcoptiformes, Oppiidae. The transcript has 6 exons.